AUGUUCGCGGAUCGUGUUGAUAAUAGAAGCACGUUAAAGAUCGCUGAAGUGCCUCGUAACCUCCCGAGCGAAUAUGUUUGGAGCGGGGAGCGCCGGCGGAGGUGCGAUACGAUUCACAGACUCCGUCGCGUUCCAGGAUCAGACGCACUCACACAGACGCCCGCGCACCGACAGCACGGGGUGGGGGGUGUGUGGGGUGACGCACACAAGGGUGGUUUUCGGCGCGGCGGCGCUCCGUGGGCGCGGAGGGUGAACGGCCUACCCUUCGACCUUCAGACUGGGGGGGCGGCGGGCGGCCGUCUCGGAAACACCCCCAGCAAUCACGCGGGGCGGUCGGGUUGUGUGGGAAAAUUUGUCAAGCGCUGGGAACCCGGGCUGUUCGUUCAUAUGUAUAUAUAUAUAUAUAGUUGUCUAGACGAGGGCGCGUGUGUGCGCGCGUCGAGCCUGUGUGCCGUUGGCGAGCGCUGCCCGUGUGUGUGCGCGUCGGUGUAUAGGCGCCGCGUCGGUAUACGGGUGCGCGUGUUCUACGAGCCAGUUGGCGGAACAGGUUCAGACGGGGCCGCGGCGGCUGGGCGGACGGCGCGUCCGGGGCGGGCGUCGAACCCGCUGCCUCCCCGCCCGCGCGCUUUCACGGCGGAUCCGCCGGGAUGGCAUAACCUCGGCGGUCGCGCCGGGGUCGUGGGGGAUUUCGUCUACGUGUUGCAA
Molecule: messenger RNA, 705 nt
Organism: Iphiclides podalirius (scarce swallowtail)
Lineage: Eukaryota; Metazoa; Arthropoda; Insecta; Lepidoptera; Papilionidae
Source: the annotation of a GenBank genome assembly